This is a messenger RNA of Trichobilharzia szidati, 7957 nucleotides long. The record is from the annotation of a GenBank genome assembly. Lineage: Eukaryota; Metazoa; Platyhelminthes; Trematoda; Strigeidida; Schistosomatidae.
AUGUCACUUGAUGCAAUCUUAAAAUGUGACUUUUCUGAGGUUGACAGACCUUCCGAACUGAUACGAAAUGCUGUAUUUUGCAUACCUUGGAGCCUGGGUAUUGUUGUUAUCGGGUCGCAGAAGAGAUUGCUUAUUUAUCAAGGAUUAUCUGGGAGUCGUGACAAGUUUGUUCUGACUACCAAUCUGAACUGUUCAAGUUAUAUCACAGCAAUUAAUUAUCUGAAUUUCUCUUCAAAUACCAGUGAUGCUAAACGUGGUUGGAGUGUUAUCGUCGUUGGACUUGCAGACGGUAAAUUACUUUUUUUAGAUGAGGCUGGUAGAAUUCUUUUGGGCAUCAAAGAUGGACUUGGUUCUGUGACCUCCUUGCAAAUCACUUCAUGUGGUGAGAAUUUGUGUGUAUUAUGCAAGAACACAAUUACUUGUCUAAACCUCAGCGACCUGGAAGGUGUUCUGCUAAAUAGUUGUGCAUAUUUAUCUGAACCUUCUCACCAAUUGUAUAAUAACUUCAGCGUUGAAUAUACUAGGAAAAUUCGUUAUCGAAAUUUGGCCAUUCCUACUGAUGGUGAAAAACAUCACUUUUCAUCUCUGACCAAAUACCAAAUUGGAACAUUUGAUUCAUUAGUAAAAAAGUUUGCUUUUGAAUCACACUGUCGUGAAAAAAAGAUUGGUGUACCAUUAAAGCAAACUAGGUGGACAAUGGUUGGCUCGAAUCCUUUCAUAAGCUUCAGCUUCUUGAAUGAGAAUACGGAUCCUGGAGCCUCCCAUUUCGCAUCUUUUAUUUACCAAGAGGCCAAACGUGCCAUGUUUGGGUUGAAACACAAUUAUUCAGAAUCCUUAGUUGUAACCUGGCCAGGAAGUGAAAAUGAUCUCACGUAUCCUGUUGUUCAGUGCAAUUCUCUUCCUCAUAUUUCUUUAAGUUUGUCUCAUGGAUUAGCUGACAGCCGUCGUAGUAUAUUGUCUUCUGGCAUUGGUAUAUCAUCCGACCACCACUGGAUGGCUGUUCCUGAUAGUCUUGGAAGAGUGCUUCUUAUAGAUACAUAUAAAGAACGUGUUGUUCGUAUGUGGAAAGGAUAUAGAGAUGCUGAAGUUGCUUUUCUUGAAGUUACUGAUUCAGAGAUUCUUUAUGUCAGCAGCAAUAACCAACCUAAUAAUGCAGUUAGAAAGACACUCUGUUUACUUAUUCAUGCUCCACAUCUUCAUCUAUUGGAGUUGUGGUGUUUAGUUCACGGUCCUAGAGUCGUUUCCUGGGAUGUGGUAGAACCAGUUCGCCUUAUUCAAACGGAAUGUCAUGCAUACAGUUGUGUACCUGAGUCAAACGAAUCGAAGUCUAAAUUUAACCAAGUAGUCCUGAUAGAUGGUUCUGGUUGCGUUUAUUCUAUCAGUUUGAAUUCUAGUUUAUGUUUAUCAGAAAAUAAUACGGAGGCUGCAGUAGAUUAUCGAGAAUAUAAAAUACUUCAAAGAGUCUAUGAAACUUUGGAACAAUAUGAUAACAACUUAACACUAGAUCAGUUCUCGACUGGGCUAUCUGAUCUUCUGAUUCAAUUUGAAACUAUGCAGUGCGCUGAAUGGGAUAUUUUAUAUGCUGUCACUGAAGCUGCAACUGAUAGCGCCACAGUACUCCAGGAAUCAACUGUUACCAAUGGUGAAACAGUUAAUCGUGAUACUCAUCAGAUCAGUUCGUCGGGUAAUGCCGGUUCGAAUUCAUGGGAUAUACAAGGUCUAAACAUCACGACCUAUAGUUCAGCUAAUAGAAAUAGACAAAGCGAUGACGAGAUCAACGUGCAAGAAAACCCACCAAAUCUAUCUAAUGAUUCUGGGUCGGAUGAUGAAGAUCGUUCCUCUCCGAAUUCCUUACUUUGGUUUUUCCGUAAAGGUUUUAAGCCGCUGAGAUUACAAUCCCAACGUCCUUCUCCAACUGCUCCUGUUCACACUAUAUCCUUGUCUCCGUGCCUUCCAUUUACAUUGCGUCUUCAGUUGAAUCGUUUACAGCUGGGAUCUGUUUUCGACAAAAGCUUCACUAUGCUUGAAACAAUUUUGUGUUCUAUCUUAGCCGCUUUGGUCAGUAUUGUCGGUUACUAUACUUUGCGCACAUUAAGCUUUCAAGAUUAUGGACCUUUGGCGUGUUUUACAAUAGCAGGUUGUCAUUAUUCACUAAUCAAAAGUGUUCAACCAGAUCCAGCUUCACCUAGACAUGGAUAUAAUCGUGUCAUUGUAUUCACGCGUUCCGUCUUCUUUUGUUUCCUUGCUUCAAUCUAUCUAUUAUCCAACUAUCUAUGUCAAUCACCAAAAUCAGUACUAACAACGACAACAGCAACAGCAGGCCAGAGAUCCAGUUUAGAGCAUACUGGUGAACUUCGCUUUGAAUCGACUAUAUCAUUCCAGUCAGCAUCACAAAUGUUACCAUCGAGUGUUAGUGAAACAAGUGAAUUUUCAGUGGAGAAAAUGAUUUGGCGAAUGCCUAAUAUUUAUAUAUCAUCACAAAGUACAAAAACAUCAGAUUCUGCUACAAUUAAAUUUUAUGGAAUUGAUUUAUCAGUCAAGCGAUUUUCUUAUGUAGUUCAAUGUGCAUCUGCUUAUGUGAUUCUUAUCUUCCCGAUAUUAUUUUGUUGUGGUCUAAUGCCUCAGAUAAACACAGUUCUCAUUUAUGCCUUAGAACAAUUGGAUAUUCAUAUUUUUGGUGCAAGUGGUACUACUGGACUUUUCUCAGUCACAUUCUCAAUCCUACGAACGUUUAUAGUGAUAGGAAUAACUUUUAUUCCGUGUCAUUAUGCAGUACAACAAACAAGUCCUGAGUCUAUCGUCUUCUCUGUAUUCUGGGGUGCAGAGAUAGCUCUAUGCUUUCUUCUGAGUCGUCUACCAUCGAAUAUAAUGCUGUAUGGAACUCUUCUACCUUCAGCUGAUCGUCGUGUUUACUACUUGAAUCGUAUUCGUAUUUGUUUCUACAAUGUUUGGUAUACACUGACUACACGGCCGAAUUUAUUAAGUCGUACACGACGACGUUGGUCAAAGAAAAAGAAAUCUCAAGUAGCUCCAAUUGAUAAACAGCCUAUAUGGUGGAGGAGGCUGCCUCUAUUAUUCCCUAAUCUUAAUAUGAAAUCUGCAAAUGCAAUGAUUAGGCAUAAAGAUGAUAGUAAUGCUGCUGAAGAAUUUUUACUUACUCGUUUAACACAUGCUACAGGAGUUGUAGAUGUUGAAAGUGGAUUACCAGUUCACAGUCAUAGUCUGCCAUCUCGCAUGAUCAGUCGUGAUUGCAUAACUCAAUCUAGUUCUACACCCACUAUCAAAUACAGCUUACCUCAUAUUGAUUCAAAUGUUAAACAGCUUGAGACCACCACUACAACUGGCCUAUCCACUUGGAUUAGUUCUAAAGAGAGUGAAAAUGAUGACAGGAAGAAAUCAACAACACUGGACAAUUGUGACAGUCGGCCUACUAAUAAUACCUUACCGUCUGUAGUUUGUCAAAGCACACUAGUUAAUUCUGACUCUGGAAGUAUUCCACCAGCAGGCAGAGAUAAUUCUAGAGUGAAUACUCAACAAGAUCAAACGACAAGUUCAUUAUUAUCAGAUCAGCAUUUGAUACAAUCGCAUUUACAAAAUGGUGAUCCUUUACCAAAUUUGAUUAGAGCAUCAUUGAUAGCUCGUUUUGAAAAUGAUAUACUAUCAUCUAUUGCCUGGUUUGUAUUAGCAUUUCUUGUUCACUUUACAAGUUGCUUUGGUUAUACUUACUCUCAAUCAUAUCAAUAUCGUAUUUUAAUCUGGAUUAGUGUUGUAUUGGGUUUCCUGCUACACUAUAUUUGGCCUAAUUUUCGUAAGCCGUAUCCAUGGUUAUUGCUUGUGAAGCCCAUUAUCAAGCCUGAUAAUCAAGGAAAAUUACUACAUUGGGAAAUUGCUUAUUUCUGGUUAUGUUGGUUGGAAAGAAAUCUGUUUCUACCUGCUAUCACUAUGUUCUCUGUAACUUAUUCGUUUACUUCAUUAAUCAGUAAAUUUGGACCUCUAAUGUCUACAUUCAUAAUUAUUGUAACAAGUAUGAAAAUGUUAAGAAAUGGAUUUUGUUGUGCAAAACAAACUUAUUUAAGUUUGUUUCUUACAGAUUUAUUGUUUUCUUACGAUUUCUACAAUAUCAAAGAAGCAUUCCCUAUUAACUACUUCUUUGUAUCAAUUCUUGUCAGUAAAUUUAUUGAACUAUUUCGAAAACUGCAUUUCAUCUACGUGUAUUUGGCUCCAUUCAAUAUAAUUUGGGGUUCUGUGGCGCAUGCAGUUGUUCAACUUGGCUCAAUUCCUCACUCCGUAUUUAUGUUCGCCAAUUGCAUUUUCUCCACUGUAUUAUCUGCACCAUUGGAACCGUUGAUGGCUAGUGCAAUUUUUAUCACGUCGUAUGUGAGACCGAUUAGUUUUUGGGAGACAAAUCAUCGUACACAACGUAUAGAGACAACUAAUAUGCCGAUAGCAGCACAAUUAAAAGGCAUAUCAAAGCAUCAAGUAUCCGGUAAUCUAGACGGUAUAUUCUAUGAGCAUUUAACACGGAAACUACAAAGAAUAUUAGCCGGUGAUUUACAAUUAGGACGUCUUGGUGGAUUAUCCAUAAAUCAUGGUGAUGUAUUCAUUCUUUCAACGGAUGACUUAAAUUUACUUAUUCAUAUUAUUGAAGUUGGAAAUGGAUUUGUCACUUAUCAACUACGUGGUCUUGAAUUUAUCGGAACUUUAUGUCAUGCUAGUGAAUCAGAAACUCUACGCUCUGAUCCGCAUAAAAAUAAACGUUUCUGUUGUUGUCAUUCGAAACCGCCUCGUGGGAUAUUGAGUUUUAAUGCUGCUGUCCGCUUACGUUGUAUGGCUUGGCAGUUCGCGUAUUCUCCCUACAUUAUUGAAGGAUAUGAAGUUACUGAUCAUAGUGCUGGAUUUACUUUCCAAUUGACAGAUCUGAGGAAAGUGCUGAUCAGUCGCUUUGUUCACUGUGUUAUUUACUUUGUCUGUAAACUACCCAAUCUGUCUAAUCGUUUGACACAAUUAUCUCCAUGCCUUGAGGCAAACAGAUUUUCAUCACCAGAUUAUUUUGAUUUGGAUCCAGUAUUUUUUAAAAUGAUCGAUGAUGAUUUUGAUGAAGAUGUGAAUGGUGUUACUAGGCAACGUUUUGUUCAUAUCUAUUCUGAUUGGAUUGCAUACUGCUUAAAGAAGAAUAGUGAAAAUUCAUCUGUACCAUGUGGUCCGGAUUCUCCAGUUGUAUCGUUAUGCUUAGCAUUAAGCCUUUUGGGUAGACGAUGUAUGGGAGGUCAUCAAUCCUCAAAACAUAUACUCGAUCAAUUUUUACAUGGAGUUCAUCAAGUAUUCUCUGGAGAUAUUAAUUUAGCCCCAAGAGAUGAUUGGGUUCUAACUGAUCUAGAUCUUCUUCAAACUGUUGUUACUCCAAGUGUACGUAUUGCAUUAAAACUCUAUCAAGACACUUUUACAUGGUCUUCAGGAAAUGCACAUCAUGAAUUGUACAGAAAAAUUGUAUAUACAGAGAGAAAUGUUGUAAUUUGUCAAGAAACAGAUCCAAAAUGGAGAUUCGCUGUACUAAAUGAUGCAGAUUGUUUAUUCUCAUUUCGUUGGGUAUCUGGUCGCACAUCAAUGGAUGUUUAUCGUAUUGUACAGUUAACUAAGAGAAGAUUAGAAUUUAGAGCUAUAAAAUUGAAUCCUGAAUGUGUUCGUGGUCUGUGGGCUGGUCAACAACGUGAACAGAUAUUUUUACGAAAUAAUAAUGAAGAACGUGGAAGUAUACAAAGUGCUAAUCCAGUUCUACGUAAUUUAGUUAAUUCUAGCUGUGAUCCGCCUAUUGGUUAUCCAAUAUAUGUUAGUCCAUUAAUUACCAGUUUUGCUGGUGAUAAUGAAGAUUAUAUACGUGUAUGUGGAGGUGAAUUAUCACUUGUUGGCAUUCUUCUGCGUAUACGGGAUUGUUGGUCACGUUUUCUUCGUCUAUACUGUUGUACUACAGGUGAUGAAUCAAGCGGAGAUAAAGUUGGGUCCAACGUCAACGUAUCAUCAUCUAUGCAUAAUACAGAACAACAGCAACAACAACAACAUACAAAAUUUGGUUUUCCUACUAUCGGUUGGGUUGGAACAUCUUCAAAGUUAACAGUACCUAGUUAUCCAUCAACUAGUACAAGUAAAUAUUCAUCUAGACAUUCAGAUGGCAAUCGACAAACUACACUAAUUGCUUUGAUUCAUCAACAAAAUGAUAUAGACAAUAUGACUGGUGCAGCAGGUACAUCUUCAACAAGUACACUUCGUGAUGGACGUAAUAUUGAAUCAUUUUGUUUAGAGCAAAUGAUAUCUAGGAAACGUCAAAAAGUUAAAAUUAUCGAUACUAGUCAAAUAUUAAAUGAACACUUGAAUAAAUUAUCUUGGCCUUGCAAAGAAUGGUGUAUCCAAAGUUUAACAUAUGCUGCAUGUCGUUCAUCUGUUUUUCCCGGUUUAGAGGCUAUUCGUGUUCAUCGAUGGACUCCAAAUAAUCUUGAUGCAAAUUCACGAUCAUUUUGUCAUCGUAAUAUUGCAUUAUUAGCCUUUCCUGAAGGUCCACCAUUACUAGAUGGACAUUAUAUAGCUAUAUGGGAAGAUAAAGGCCUAGUAGAAGUCAAUGAUGAAGACAACGAUGAUCCUCUCAGUACUAUUACAAACAAUAAUACUAGUAGUAAUAAUAAUAAUAACAAUAGUAAUAAUAAUGAUAGUCAAUUCAUUAUGGAUUACUUCCUCAACAAUAGAAGCUCACUUACAAUGAAAUAACAGUGAUGAUGAGUUGAGUUCAUUUCCUUGAUUUUUUUUUCAAACCUAGGAAAUAAUUCUAUCACCACACCACACCACACCACCCCCUCACACUCCUCCCCCUUAAACACAUCUGUUCAGUGUAAUGUUCAGGUUUUGUAUAGAAAAGAAACACAUGCCAAUCACAUUCACACACACACACACACUUCACUUUUCGUUUUGUAUACCAUCAUCUUAUCUCAUCUAAUGUUCAUAAUUCAUAAUGAUUAGAUUAUUGUAAUCAUAUAAAUAUAUAAAAAACAAAAUAUUCGUAAAGAGUACACAUAGAUAUAAUUCACCUUUCUACAUUCUAACGACAAUUACUGUUAUUAUUAUUAUUACCACUAUUACAUUUUAGUAUGUUUGUAUAUAAAAUAGAUAUGUACAUUGUUUGUGUAAAUAUAUACUUAUGUAUACUUAGAGUUCGAAGUAAUCACCUCUUCUGUGUAAAAUCCCUUUAUGCGGUAAGUAAGUUCUUGUAAUGAUGCAAAGAUAGGCUGUGAAUUACUUCAAUUUACUUCGACAAUACUUUUCCCUUUUUUUCUAUAUUCAGUUAUUAUUAUUAUUUUUAUUGUUCCCUUUUAUUUUCUAUCUUCACACCUCUCUGUUACACUUCCUUUGUGAGUAGUAAUCAAUCAAGGUAGUAGUAGUAGUAUGGAUGUAUGGUUGUUCUUAUAUGCUCUUUUCCAUGUAUCAAUUCUGUUUUAUUCCUAUCUUCCUCUAGUUUGUACUUUCUCUACCUUUAGUAUUUUCUGCACACUUCCUGAUCUCGACUGUAUUCUCUUUUUUGAAUCUAUCCGCAUUUGUUCAACAAAGAUAUAUAUACAUAUAAUUCGGGUUUUAUUGAGUUAUAUGUUGUUGUUUAUUUCUUUGUCUUCCUUCCUUCAUCGAUUUCACUUUUCACUUAGUCAUAUUCUCGUCUGUGGAGUCCGUAUGCAUAGGCGUUUGUGUGGAAAAGGCGUUGCAGCUCUACGCUUAUUUCAGCUAUCCUUUAAGACACUAGGGUAGAGUAACUCCUUCUUCUUCAGCUUUCUUCAUACUACUACUACUACUGUUAUUUUAUUUCAUGAGUAGAGAUUUCUCGAAUAACUGAUAGUUUGGGUAGGAAAGCUGAAAAGUCAAUGGUAUACAUAUAUGUUUCUUUUCUUCCCUAUCAUUCAUCAUCAUUAUUUUUCGAUUGUAU